AUGUUGUCUUCAUUAGUUCCCUUCCUUCUCGUUGGGAAAGCUAUUGCUGACUAUACAGUAACUCAUACAAAUUAUGUUACACCAGAUUGUUUCAGUUACAAGCUACAAUCUAUCUUACCUUCCAAUGAAUUUACUGAGCCUGCAGCAACAGGGUUUCCGGUUGUUUUUGUAUAUGGUGACAUGGCCGAAGAGCUGCAAGCUGUAUCGGAAUCCGUACUGACUGCAUCAAUAAUCGGUACAACCUCAAGUGUUGUGUAUACUAUCAACACUAUAACUACAACCACACAAACAAUUACACACUGUUCAAGUGGGGCUUGUCUGCUAAGCCUCACCACCAAAGCUGUACCAUAUACUUAUACACUUUCUACAGUUGCUCAUUAUACAACGACUGCACCAACAUCCAAAGGACGUAAGACUAAAACAGUAGUCGAUUUGGUUACCGACAACAGUGUUGUCACAACCACCACCACUCUUUACUCAGCAACUUCUACUCCUUCAGCAACGAAGAUCUCAACUUCAUCUGAGACUAUAACUCAUACAGAAAAGAAUCCAUUAAUAACUCAAACUGUAGUUUCCCAAUCCCAAUCUGUUACUAUUGAUACUAGUCAAUAUACAACAGACUUGACCUUAAGCGAUGCCACAGUGUCUAAGGUCUCUACCGGAACCAGUGGCUCUAAUGUCAACAAUGUUAGCACCAGCACUGCUUCCAGCGCCAGAUAUAGUAAUACAACUUCUGCUAUCUACAGCAAUGGUACUGCAGUUGGUGCUGCAGUACUUGCUGCAAGCUACAGUAACUCAUCGAUUACAGUCGCAAGCAAUGGUUCAUACCAUUCUAGUAUAAUUCCAACUGCGACCGGAAGAUACACUAAUUCAAGUACCGUCUAUUACACUUCAUUAUCUGGAAAUGGAACGUCGAACUCUACAAUUGCAAGCGUAGUGGUCAACGUUGUUACUUCAACUGGUUUUGCAACAACUAGCUACUUGGAUACCACGACAACUGGUACAGUUGACUCUGAAACUACUACUUCAUCUUCCAAGACAACAUCAACAACAUCUAAAUCUAGUACCAAGACUAGCUCUACCACAACUUCAACUUCAACUUCAAGCUCAACUUCAGAUGCUUACACCGGUGAUCUUUUCAGCGCCAUUGAUUCAUCUGCCCCACUUUCCGUCUUCACUAGAGAGGAUCUCCCGCUCGAACUUCCAUCAGGUGUUGACAACGACGGAGUUCCUUAUGGUACAAACAAAUUCUAUGCCAAUCUCUUUUUGGGUGACCAAACUGAUAUGAUUUGGUCAUACCCAUAUGGGCUUUAUUGGUCUAAAACUACAUAUUUCGGUUUUGGUGUUCAGCAUACUAAUGAAACUAACAGAGUCCAUGGAACCCAAGAUACAAACAAUGAAGACGAUUGGUCCUAUUAUUACAAUCCUAUUCUUGUUGGCGAAGUAAUCAUUUCCGCUACAACGUUGACAUCAUCUGACAAUUAUAUGUUUGUGACUGAAGGUACUGACAUGUCUGUCUUGGUUCAAUUAUCUGCAUCAAGCACACUUGGAUCUGACUAUAUUGAAGUUCCAGUCGUUCAGGGUAUGGGUUUUACUACUGCUAUUUACCAUGGUGAUUUAACGGCAGUUAUCAACUCAAUGGAUGGUUUUUCAACUUUGACUGAGGAAACUUCUUCAUCAUUACCAAGCAAUGUUCAAAAGUUCCGUGCAACUUUGUUUAACGGUGUUCAAUGGUUAAUCUAUGUCACCAUUCCAGCAUCUUCAUCAAAGAGAUCUACUUCAGAAUUCACAUUCACUGUCUCUACUGCCUAUGAACUUACUGCUUCAGAAUCCAUUGAUGGAUUGAUUGUUCAAUAUGCUGUUGCUCCAACUGAUCUGGACUUAGAUACUUACUAUGAUCAAGCUGCAGGUUUAUACGCCAUAAGUGCUAGCGUUAGUGGUUCUGUCGUAGAUGGUACUGAUGCAAUUUAUGAAUUUACCUAUGAAACAAUCGGAUCUUCAAGUUCAGGAAAGACCAUUCUUUUCGCCCUUCCUCAUCAUGUUGAGUCUAUGACUUCAGCAAGUGCAUCUGGUAGUACCGGUAUUUCACUUUCAUCAACUACAAAGGGUGAAAUGUAUGCCUACUUGGCUAAUUACUUGGAGUUUGCUGAAACUUUGCAAACUGACAUUCAGUUCUUACCAUGGUCUCAAACUGCUACUUCAGCGCUCUCUUACACAUCAGAGCAAUUAGCCUUGUUGGCAGAAGUUGCAAAUGAUGAUCUCAGUGUUGAUAUCGCAUCAACAGUCGCAAGCAUGGACUCUAAUUAUUACUCAGGAAAGGUCAUUGAUAAAUAUGCCUACAUCUUAUUGGUUGUAAACGACAUUUUACAGGAUGAAGACGUUGCUAAAUCCACAUUAGCCUCGUUAAAGGACGCAUUUGCACCAUUUAUUGCAAACACGCAAUACUAUCCAUUGAUGUAUGAUACUAGAUACGGUGGUGUUACAUCAACUGCAAGCAAUGAUGGUGAUACAACCUUGGACUUUGGCUCGGGAUACUAUAAUGAUCAUCAUUUCCAUUACGGAUACUUCGUACAUGCAGCAGCAAUUGUCGGUUACGUUGAUAAGAAGUAUGGUGGAACGUGGGCUGAAGACAAUAAGGACUGGGUCAACUCAUUGAUUAGAGAUGUCGCUAACCCUAGCACCGAUGACUCUUACUUCCCAGUAUCUCGUAUGUUCGAUUGGUUCGCCGGUCACUCCUGGGCAGCUGGGUUGUUCGCAAGCGGAGACGGUAAAAAUGAAGAAUCAUCAUCUGAAGAUUACAACUUCUCCUACGGUAUGAAGUUAUGGGGCCAAGUUAUUGGAGAUCAAUCCAUGGAGUCUAGAGGUGAUUUAAUGUUAGCAGUUCUGGCCAGAGCAAUGAACAAAUACUUCUAUUAUUCAGACGACAACACCGUUGAACCAUCUGAAUACAUCGGCAAUAAGGUCUCAGGUAUUUUAUUUGAAAACAAGAUUACCUAUACUACCUAUUUCGGUUCCCCAGACACAAACCCCGAAUAUGUUCACGGUAUCCAUAUGCUUCCAAUUACCCCAGCUUCAUCACUUAUCAGAGGUCCAACAUUUGUUCAACAAGAAUGGGAACAACAAGUUGAAACAUUCCUUAGUGAUGUCGACAGUGGCUGGACCGGUAUCUUGCAGCUUAACAGAGCGUUAUACGACGCCGAUUCAUCCUAUGCAUUCUUCUCAUCCAGCGAUUGGAAGUCAACUUACUUAGACAACGGUCAAAGUAGAACAUGGAGUUUAGCAUACUCUGGUGGUAUUGCAAAUGCAAACUAA
Molecule: messenger RNA, 3312 nt
Organism: Dujonia railenensis
Lineage: Eukaryota; Fungi; Ascomycota; Pichiomycetes; Serinales; Debaryomycetaceae
Source: the annotation of a GenBank genome assembly